Messenger RNA from Prunus armeniaca (apricot), 309 nucleotides. The record is from the annotation of a GenBank genome assembly. NCBI's taxonomy places the organism in Eukaryota, Viridiplantae, Streptophyta, Magnoliopsida, Rosales, Rosaceae.
AUGUUUCCUCCUUUUCAUCUCUCAACCAAAGCGAUCCAAACAACCAUGGUUGGAAGCAAGUGCACGAGGAGUAAGACAGCCACGACAACUCAAUCUGCGACAGAUCCGAGCUUCUAUGAUGUCGCAACUAAGACCGUUGCCCAGCAUCCCGGCACCGUGUUUGCCACCACAACCCUAACUGCUUCUGUAGUCCCACCACUCAAUCUCGCGAGCGAGAGUAGGAACCAAAAGUGCGUCGCCCGAAAACGCUUACCAGCCGUAAGGCUUUGCUACUGGAACCACCGUGCCGCUAUACGGCCCUAUGACUAG